Myxocyprinus asiaticus (Chinese sucker) is the source of this 3453-nucleotide messenger RNA. RefSeq names its product centrosomal protein of 68 kDa-like. The transcript is spliced from 7 exons. Lineage: Eukaryota; Metazoa; Chordata; Actinopteri; Cypriniformes; Catostomidae. Bases 752 to 2884 code for a protein of 710 amino acids. The record is from RefSeq and is a predicted model, not a curated record.
GGUCAUGAAAGCCCUUGACUGAGGUGUUGAAGCUGCUGUUUGACAGGGUGAUAUAUAAAAUUGUUAUAUUAAUAACGUUGUGUGGUGCUGCCUAUGACUUAUACCGGAAUGUAUCUCAUCUGUCAUUUCUUUGUCGAUGCAUGCAACAAUGUCCAUUUAUGAAUAUGCAUUUUAUAUAUAUAUAUAUAUUCCCUUUUCUUGGUUUCCAUAAUUUCAGUGCAGUUAACUUAUUCAGUAGUUUUAAAAUGGCCUUCCCAGGCCCUGUAGUGGGUCCUUGACGUUCAUAUUUCCCGUUCUUAAGGCAUUAUCUCACGCUUGUAGUCAUCUGUUCCUCUUUUUCGAAUACCAUUGUUGAAUAUGAUGCCUUUAGCGUUUGUUGCACUAUCAGAUUCUUGUACCGUUUAAUGGACUGCUAAUACCUACAAAGAAACAUUUAUGACUGCGGUAAAGUUGUUUUUAUAUUGGAUAUUCGUUAUACAUUCGAUCCUUCCUUUAACAUUAAUUGGUAUGUAAUCGUAAAAUAGUGACGGUUCAUGCUUUGUUUCGUUCAGAUAAUACUGUAAAUCGUAAUAGCAAAAGUAAUUAUGAUGUUUUUCGAUAAAUGUAAUUGCUUGCAUCAAAAGUAAAAAACGCUCAACAGCGAUCCCAACUAGGGCAAUCCAAGUUAGGGAGUGUCUCAAAAGUGCAAAACGCACAAAUAUCUGCUGUCAUUCUGGACAAAUGAGACACCACAGAAUCUGGAUGUGUUGCUAUGGCUCUCAGACUUGACAAGGCCUUUUCAGACACCUCCUCGCAGAUGGAGAACAAGAGCCAUGGGAGGUGGAAGACCAGGAUCCCAGAGUUCAUUCGCAAUGGUCACUCUAGACCAUUCAGUCAUGGGUCAAGUGAGUUGUCAAGGCCUGCACAUGUCCAGGAGGCCAAGGAUUCAGAAAAAGAACAGAUUGGUUGCAGAAAGACAGUUACCAUGGCACCUGUUUCCAGGUAUAUGACAGACAGAAGCCUCUACACCAUGAGAAAACCACUGAUCUCCUCACAAAGCUGGAUGCCUAUACUGAAGAAUCCAUCCACGCAUGAAGACUCAAAGAGGGAAGCUCAGAUGAGCUAUAAAUCAGAUUUCGCUAAAAAAAAGGAAAAAAGUCUGCCUAAGCAAUCAUACAGAGAUAUCACAGAUGUUUCUCCAUCUUAUACAUUCUCCCCACCACUGUCCAGAGAGGACCUAGAUACCUCCAUGAGCAUAUCAGACCUCUGGAAGUGGUCACAUGAUGAGGAGCCUAUUUUUAACACUUCAGCCAACAAACGCAGCCAGUCUAGCCCCCCUUUAGCUUCUGUGAGCUUUACCGCACCCCCAGUGCCUAAGUGGAUAUCCACUCCCCGAAACACUUCUCAUUCGUCCAACCAUACUUCUCGUUUCACCAGAAAGGUUAAUACAAAAACAGGUGAGAUGGAGAAAGGAAGAGAUUCUCUUCUUAACACAGAAUCUUCCCAGUAUCUCUGUAAGAACCAUCCAGUUGGUCUCAAACACAUGUCCCCUUAUCAGGCCAACUAUUGGGCCUGUGCGAUUCCCAACUCCAUGCCACCCUCCCCAAACCGCAAAUCCCCUAACUGGGAUCCUGAAAAGGAAUACCAGGCACUCCUAGACUAUACAUACCCUCUGAGACCCAACAUGGCCAAUAAAUGGAGUUCACUAGAGUCAGAGUCUCUGUUACGAACUGAUCCACUGGUGCAAGACUCAGGCAUUGAGUUGGACCACUUUUGCAGCUCUUCCACUCUGUCUUGUUUGGACCUAUCCCACGGAGGGACUGGACAGGGAAGGUAUAGUCCAGCAUCAGGUCAAAGAUCAGCUGAAUUUCAGAGUCUAAAUCUAAAGAAACUAUUACAUUCUAGGUCCUCAGAUGGUAUACUGUCUAGUAGCUUGUAUUCUUCACUAGAUCAAGCUGGCUUGUCUGUUGAGAGUCUGGACUGUGACUGGAAGCAAGGGGUUCACUACCGUAAAUUUGGUAUCUUCUCCACAUUCAGGUCUGUCCCCACAUUCAUUAGUUCAACACACAUUCUACCCCGCCCUGAUUCACAGGGCGAAUGGGAUGAAGAGUUCCUUCGCCUUCCUGAACAGCUACAAGAACUUAAGGUGCUUACACAGCAGCUGAGGGACAUUCAUGCUCAGAUGAGCCAGCCGGUCACCACCAGCUGGGAAUCUCUUGAAAGCGAGAUUGCAUCUCUUAGGUCACCACCGGUUGUUGGAAAGCAGGAACCAGUGGUGGAUCAAAGAAGUGAGGAAGGUAUUGAAGUAGAGAGGGUAUCUAUAUCUGAAAGCCCUCUUCAAAGUGAGGAUCAUUUAGAGGAGGCUAAGGAGCCUGAUGCCAGAAUGCAGAUGAUUAGCCAAGAGAUGAACAGGAGUAGCCUGAGGGAGGUGGAAGCCAUUAUGGAUCAGCUGAGUGGGAUAUCUAUGUCUGAGAUUCAGAGGACAGUACAAACAGACCAGGAUGAAGAAGAGAACAAUGAGUCACUCAUGCAGCACAUACAGGCAUUUUGCUCAAACCUAGAAAAGCUGAUCCAUUGGCUGUACAAGGUGGUAGAGAAAGUGGAGGUUCUUUCUCCACCUGUGGUUGAUUUAGAGAGUGUCAAAGCUUCCAUGGCUAAAUAUAAGAGUUUCCAGGAAGAAGUCCAAGCCCAUAAGCCCCUUACAGCAGAUGUUCUGCAGACUGGAGAGAUGCUUUUGCAUUGCAUGAACUCAGCCUCUCCAUUUCUUAAGGAGACAUUGGUGCUGAUAGAGAGGCAGUCUCGUACACUGGAAACACAUUCAGAGUAUCUUUUCUCCUCUAUUCUGUCAGCCACGAACUGUCUCACUGACCCCAGGACUCAGGAAGCCUCAGAAGGGAUUUCCUGAGAAUUAGUCUUGGAAAGUGUUGUGAAAAACAGGAAGGCUCAGUCUGCUCGCUUUCUUCGAUGAGACGUCCUUUUUGUUCACCUGGUGUUUUAUCAAUUCCAUAUCAAGAGGACAAUAACCUUAAACUACUAAGUACUUGAUAAAACAUGUCAUUAUUGUUUCCUUCAUAUUUUAUACUUUAUAACAGGUCUGCUUUAUCCAAAAGUGGUGUUAUGUUUGCUGUUUAUUUGAAUCUCACAAGUUUGUGUUGUCACAACAUAUGUGAUGAACUUGAAUGAAUUGCCUGUCUUUACAUACUCAUGUCAGAAAAUGCCUUGAGGUGACCUAAUAGAGUUUUAAAGUUCUGCUCUACUGAAGAGGUGGACAGACACAGUGCCAAUCAAGAAUGUGAUCUCAGGUUAUUACCCUAUUAAGUUUUAAUAGAGAGCAGUCCAGCCUUCAUUUGCAUCUGUCUUUAGUUUCCCCUCUGAAUCUAAGCAACCUGUGCCUGAAUGACAUAUUUGUAUUCUAUUUUUGGAUUAAUAAUUAGUGUAAUUAAUAGAAUGAUGAUUAAACAUUUCUGGAUUGAA